GGAGGCCAGGCCAGCCAGCAGUCAGUGAGUGAGUGGUGUGUGAGCGAGGCGGACACGGCCUGGCAGUCUACCUCUACACCAACAACACGCGGGAGGACCUAUACACCAUCCAUCCCAUCCCGUCCCCAUCCCACACCCCCUCCCGUCCACGGUCUCUCUCCCAAACAAGAGAUAACACACCGCUGCCUCUCUGACUCACCCGAUAAAAGGUAGUGGUGGUGCUUCGGGUUACUAUUUUCAGCAUGGAUAGUGAGUCCAUGUGUUCGAUACUCCCCCGGCCACAUUGAUUUUACAGGCCCAAGCAGAGGGAGAGAGAGAGAGCGUCGGUGUUACGCCUACUAGCACGUACUUACAGCAGCUGAGGCGGUGUUGGUGCUUGGUAGUGAAGUGAUCAGUGUUGUGCAUCACCCUCCCCCCACACGACAAGUUGAGGUGUAAAAAGUGUACAAAUUAAGUGGUUGAAUGAGAGAAUAAGUGGCAGCAUCAUCAGGCAAGGUGUACACGUGAGGGUCAGUGAGUGUUGUUGUGUUCGUGUCAUUCAUCUCGUGAAGGAAGCUGGACACUGGUGAGACAUCCAGCGUGGGGUGGGCGUGAGGCGUGAGGGCGUGGGCGUGGUAGUGUGAAGGUAGUCACGGUGGAGACGUGUUGCGGAAAUCCAGAGCAGGCGAGGAGCGUGGCUGUUGGGGUGAGGACUCGAGUGUUGGCCAUGAACGGUGAGGCUGGCGGGGCCGGGGAAGGAGGGGGACGGGUGGUGACGUCACAGCCUGGGGGGGUCGGGGGGUCCAGCUCCUUCCUCAGGACGGGCUCCACGCCCCCUUCAUACUCCAGCUCACCGCGCCUCCGACGACUCGACGACAUGAAAAAGUCGUACAUGGGCGGCGGAGGCACCACCUCCUCCACCAUCAACCAGCCCUCAGCUGGGUACAACUCCACCUUCACCUCCAAGUAUUCCUCCAGCUCGGGCAACACCUACCGUCUGGCGUCCCUCGACCGCCUGGCGCAGAGACACAAACUUUACGACACUGCCAGCGUCCCCAACGAGGCCACCGCUAACGCCACCACCAACGCCACCACCAACAGUAACGGCGGCAGCCACGCCCCCAGCAGCGGGCCCAGGGAGGCGCGGGACACGCCCAGGGAGGCCCCCGCGCCCCCAACCCCGGCCACCGCCCCCAACCCCAACCCCCCAGUAGUGUGGCAGACCUCCCAGCUGGGCCAGACCCCCGGAGCCUCCCCCCAGCUGGCUGCCCCCGAGCCUCCCCCAGCUGGCCGUGCCCCCGAGCCUCCCCCCAGCCGUGCCCCUGAGCCUCCCCCCAGCUGGUCGUGCCCCCUGAGCCUCCCCAUUGGUCAGCCCCCUGAGCCUCCCCAGCUGGUCGCUCCUGAGCUCCCCCAGCUGGUCGUGCCCCUGAGCCUCCCAGCUGGUUGUGCCCCCGAGCCUCCCCCAGCUGGUCGUGCCCCCGAGCCUCCCAGCUGGUCAGCCCCCGAGCCUCCCCAGCUGGUCGCUCCUGAGCCUCCCCAGCUGGUCGUGCCCCGAGCCUCCUCUGCAGCUGGUCGUGCCCCGAGCCUCCCCCAGCUGGUCGUGCCCCCGAGCCUCCCCAGCUGGUCGUGCCCCCGAGCCUCCCCCAGCUGGUCGCCUGAGCCUCCCCAGCUGGUCCUGAGCCUCCCCAGCUGGUCGUGCCAGCCUCCCAGCUGGUCGUGCCCCGGCCUCCCCAGCUGGUCGUGCCCCAGCCUCCCUGCUGAGCCUCCCCAGCUGGUCGUGCCCCGAGCCUCCCCCAGCUGGUCGUGCCCCCAGGCCUCCCCAGCUGGUCGUGCCCCGAGCCUCCCCCAGCUGGUCGUGCCCCCGAGCCUCCCCAGCUGGUCGUGCCCCCGAGCCUCCCCCAGCUGGUCGUGCCCGUCACACCACCUCUGGUUCCCAGCAGCACCUCCCGGCCUGGUAAGUGUAGUGCGAGGUUUUACCUGUGUCCACCUGUUGACGACUGGAGGAAUUGCUCUCGUCACACCCAGCCACCGUCACACCCAGUCACCGUCACACCCAGCCACCGUCACACCCAAUCACCGUCACACCAGCCACCAAUCACACCCAGCCACCGUCACCCAGCCACCGUCCACCCAGUCCGUCACACCCAGCCACCGUGCACCCCGUCACCGUCACACCCAGCCACCGUCACACCCAGCCACUGCCGUCACACAGGGUACAGUAACUCCACCACUGAGCGUAAAGGUGUACUAA
Homarus americanus (American lobster) is the source of this 2230-nucleotide messenger RNA. Its product is annotated as extensin-like. Bases 707 to 2230 code for a protein of 507 amino acids. NCBI's taxonomy places the organism in Eukaryota, Metazoa, Arthropoda, Malacostraca, Decapoda, Nephropidae. The record is from RefSeq and is a predicted model, not a curated record. The transcript is spliced from 6 exons.